Molecule: messenger RNA, 753 nt
Organism: Penicillium canescens
Lineage: Eukaryota; Fungi; Ascomycota; Eurotiomycetes; Eurotiales; Aspergillaceae
Product: SDR family NAD(P)-dependent oxidoreductase
Exons: 3
Coding region: 1-753 (250 amino acids)
Molecular function (GO): oxidoreductase activity, acting on the CH-OH group of donors, NAD or NADP as acceptor
Source: RefSeq, a predicted model, not a curated record
AUGUCUCUCAACGAGGUUCAGGGCCGUCUUGCCCUCAUCACUGGCGCUUCGGGAGGAAUCGGAGCAGCCUGCGCACACCAACUCGCUGCCCAUGGCAUCCACCUCGCCCUCACAUACGCAACAAACCUAACAGCAAUGACCGAGCUAGUAACGGACCUAAAAAGCAAAUACAGCAACGAAGGAAUCCGCUUCUCAAUCCACAAAGUAGACGUCGGCUCUGCCGACGACAUCGAACGCAUGUUCCAGGAAAUCGACCAGGAACACGGCCACCGCCCAGACAUCCUCGUCUCAAACGCCGGCUACGGCAAACGAGUCCCCAACGUCUGGGAUUGCACCCUCGAGGAAUUCGACUACACGCUCCAGGUUAACCUGCGCGCAUCCUUCAUCCUCGUCAAGGGUGUCGUUGAGCGGAUGAAGAGUCAGCGCUGGGGACGUAUUGUGUUUAUGUCUUCUAUUGCUGCGCAGGGGGGUGGAAUUAAUGGAUGUCAUUACGCCGCAUCAAAAGGCGGCCUAACAGGAAUGAUGAAAAACCUCUCAACCCGUCUUGCCGAGUUCAAUAUCAGUGUUAAUGAUGUUGCCCCGGCUAUGAUUGGUGAUACGGGUAUGAUUCCUAAUGCUGCCGCUAUCCCCGAGGUUGCGUCUGGGAUUCCGCUGGGUAGGUUAGGAACUCCUGAGGAGACGGCGAAUGUUGUUACUAUGCUGGUUAAGACGGGGUAUAUGACUGGUCAGAGUUUGUUGCUGGCUGGGGGUUGA